Messenger RNA from Polypterus senegalus (gray bichir), 984 nucleotides. Its product is annotated as cytochrome c oxidase subunit 4 isoform 1, mitochondrial-like. Bases 140 to 670 code for a protein of 176 amino acids. Gene Ontology annotation, biological process: mitochondrial electron transport, cytochrome c to oxygen. The transcript is spliced from 5 exons. NCBI's taxonomy places the organism in Eukaryota, Metazoa, Chordata, Cladistia, Polypteriformes, Polypteridae. The record is from RefSeq and is a predicted model, not a curated record.
GCAUUGGCUGAUGUGUCGCGUUGAGUGACACCUUCUUAUUCAUAUUUCACUGGUGCACACGAUAUAAAAGUGCACCAUAAACCGCGGCUCGUCCGGCACGUACAUCAUUCAGAGAGCUCGUCGGACGAAGAGAAAGAAGAUGCUUUCAUCUCGUAUUGCACUCCGAGGAUUUCGACUGCUUGCCUGGAGAGGCCUGUCGUCAUCAGCCCAUACACACGCAACACAGGAGAAAGGUGUUGCUACCCCUGUACUCGACUGCUCACAGCCCCAGUACAUCGAUCGUCCAGAUAUUCCACUGCCUGACAUCACAUGCAUCACAAAAUACAAUUUGGAGCAACUAAAACUGAAGGAGAAAGAGAGUGGCCCAUGGAGCCAGCUGACUAAAGAUGAGAAGCUUGCAUUGUAUCGGCUGAACUUCCAGAAAACCUAUGCAGAGAUGAGACAGAGAUCCAAUGAAUGGAAAACUGUGCUGGGAGUGGUCCUCUGGUUCGCUGGGCUUACUGGAUUGUUUUAUUGGUGGGGCCUUGCCUAUGUGUAUAAGCCAGUGCCACACACCUUCUCUGAGGACUGGGUGGCUAUGCAGACACAAAGGAUGCUUGACUUGCGCAUAAAUCCCGUCUCUGGCUUCUCAUCCCACUGGGACUAUGAGAAGAAGCAGUGGAAAAAGUGAAAUCUGUAUGCUACUAAUCAAUCAACUGAUUCAUCAUAACUCUUUUGUGAAUGCUUACCUAAUUAUAACCAAUAAAUCAUUCAGGCCUCGGCAGCACUAGUGAAUCUGUUACGUUUGUUAAUGACAUAAUCAUGGAGUAAUUAGACUUCAUGCAGCAUUACAUUAGAAAGUCCUGUACAUAAAAUGCAUUAGCUAAUAAGGGGACGUGCACUGGUUUUAUUCUGACUUUAGGGGAGGUGUGUUUCUGAAGUGCACAAAGAAAUGCAUGACAGAAAAUUAAGCAAAUUGUUUUCAUACAUUGUAAUUAAAGCUUA